Ooceraea biroi (clonal raider ant) is the source of this 787-nucleotide messenger RNA. Its product is annotated as thioredoxin domain-containing protein 12. The record is from RefSeq and is a predicted model, not a curated record. Gene Ontology annotation, cellular component: endoplasmic reticulum. Lineage: Eukaryota; Metazoa; Arthropoda; Insecta; Hymenoptera; Formicidae.
AGUCACCAAAUUUACAAAUUAUUUGUUACCAUCUAGUGACAGCUAAUUUCAUGUAUAACGGCCUUUAUGGGCCUUUAGCCUAUCACGAGUGUUAAUUGUGGCCGACAGAUAGCACUAGUAUGCUAUUUGUUGACUUCAAAUUACGCGUACGUUACGGCAUAAUUCACAUCACGAUACAUUCAAGCUUCAAAUUUAAUAUGUAGUGAAAUUAAGUAGUCAAAUUAAGUUAAGUAUCCUCGAUACGCGAAAACCAGUAGUCAUGCGUUACGCAAAAUGUCUCGAUCUCUUGAAAUUUACCGCUUUGGCGUAUCACAUAUGCGGAAAAGUAACUGCGGCCGACGACAAUUCGAACAAUUUCGGACAGAUGUACAAAUGGAAAAACUUACAAGACGGUUUCGCGGAAGCGAAAGUUUCCAGAAAGCCGAUAUUUCUUCUAAUUCACAAGGCUGGCUGCCCCACUUGCGAGAAACUGAAGCCGAAGUUUACGAACUCCAUAAGAAUCCUUGAUCUCAGCAAACACUUUGUAAUGGUGAAUGUGAAGAAAUGUGAAGUACAAGACGAAGCAAGAUUUCAACCAGAUGGAACUUACGUUCCAAGAAUUCUUUUCUUUACGCCGGACGGCGAAUUCAUGGAAGAUGUUUAUAAUCGCCAUCCGAAAGCAGAUGAUAAAUACAAAUACUUCUACAGCAAUACCAGUCAGAUAGUAGAUAGCAUGAUUUUGGCAUUGGAACGUUGUUCCAAAGACUCGCGAAUCAAAAUUCUUCAUGACAAAAUCGGAAAAGUGUAA